Molecule: messenger RNA, 1549 nt
Organism: Blastocystis hominis
Lineage: Eukaryota; Bigyra; Opalinata; Blastocystidae
Exons: 4
Coding region: 86-1549 (487 amino acids)
Biological process (GO): gluconeogenesis
Molecular function (GO): 4 iron, 4 sulfur cluster binding; L-serine ammonia-lyase activity
Source: RefSeq, a predicted model, not a curated record
GAAGCGCUCUGCCUCGCAUAUUCGCAUUAUUUCAAAGAAGGGAAACUCUCAUAUAUAUUAUUCGUCUGUAACUGAAACUGAUGGAAUGCCUUCUCUUCGAGAAUUGUUUAGAGUUGGCCAUGGACCUUCUAGCUCACAUACGAUGGGUCCUGCCAAUGCAGCUAAAAGAUUCCGCGCUUUAUACGACGCCGGAAUCGACAACUACGUGGUUAUUCUCUAUGGCUCUCUCGCUGCAACCGGAAAAGGCCAUAUGACCGAUGUCGCGAUCGAGAACGAGUUGAAGCCAAAGAAGGUUACCUUCAUCUGGAAAGCGAACGAAACCUUAAUGUUCCACGUCAACGGCAUGACGAUCAAGGCCUGCAAGGGUGAGGAGGAAUGUGCCCAAGAGACGUACUACAGCGUUGGAGGCGGCGCGAUCGUCGUGGACUCGGAACUGUCCAUGAUCGAAGGCCCGUACAAGAAAACGUUCGACAAAGUGUACAACUACUCCACGAUGAACGCUCUGAUUCGCUGGUGCCGCAAGACUGGUCUCAAAAUGAACGAUUUCGUCUACCAGAGCGAAGGCGAGGGCAUUCACGACUUCCUGAAAAUGAUCUGGGACACCAUGAAGCGCUGCGUGGAGAUCGGUCUGCAGGGCAAGGGCGUGCUCCCCGGCGGGCUCAAUCUGCCCCGCAAGUCGCGUGACAUGUACCGCGCGGCGCAGCGAAGCAAUUCGAGUCUGAGCGAACACGCGUAUCUCUUCGCGUACACGCUCGCCGUGUCGGAGAACAACGCGGGCGGAGAGAUCGUCGUCACCGCUCCGACGUGCGGCGCGUGCGGCAUCGUCCCUGGACUGCUCUAUUAUCUCCACACACACCACGAGAACAUCACCGACGAGGACUGCAUCGACGCUCUCGCCGUCGCUGGCGUCAUCGGCAACAUCGCCAAGGUCAACGCGUCCAUUUCGGGAGCCGAAGCGGGCUGUCAGGCCGAGGUGGGCGUGGCGUGCGCGAUGGCCGCGGGAGCAGCGUGCUUUUUGCUGGGCGGAUCGACGGAGCAGAUCGAAUACGCGGCGACGAUGGCGAUCGAGCACAUGCUGGGAUUGACGUGCGAUCCGGUGAAGGGACUGGUGCAGGUGCCGUGCAUCGAGCGGAACGCGAUGGCGGCGGCGCGAGCGCUGGAGUGCGCGCAGUACGCGCUGAUGACGAACGUGUUCCACAUCAUCUCGUUCGAUGAGGUGGUGAUGACGAUGAUUUUGACCGGCGAAGACAUCGAGGAUACGCUGCGCGAAACGUCGAGGGCGGGGCUGGCGCAGACGUACAAUCUGGACGAGCUGGCGAAGAAGCAGCGACUGAAGGAUUUGAAGAGCCAGCUGCGAGGCAUUCAGAGACGGUCGAGCAUUAAUAUGCAGUGGGGACAGCAUGAAUCGGACAAUGAGGAUUUGAUGACGUCGAGAGAGUCGGUGGAUCCGGUGCCGUCGGAGAAGGGAGAAAAUGAGAUGAUCAUGCUUGAUCGGAAUAGUACGUUUGACAGUUUCUAUUCUUGUGUUUGUUGGAAUAAAGGGAAGUGA